This is a messenger RNA of Trypanosoma conorhini, 2022 nucleotides long. RefSeq names its product putative acyl-CoA synthetase. Gene Ontology annotation, cellular component: membrane. The record is from RefSeq and is a predicted model, not a curated record. Gene Ontology annotation, molecular function: long-chain fatty acid-CoA ligase activity. The transcript has a single exon. NCBI's taxonomy places the organism in Eukaryota, Euglenozoa, Kinetoplastea, Trypanosomatida, Trypanosomatidae. Bases 1 to 2022 code for a protein of 673 amino acids.
AUGCGACUCUACUCACGCAUCUUGACCUUGACUGGCGGCGUUCUUAGGAGCCGCGGUAGGCGAGGCGGGUUCGCCCUGCAAGUGUCGUGCCGCUUCGGCACCAGUGUGGCUGGCACCUACUACGGUGAGUCGGAUGUGGCCGCUGGGGCGUCAAUGAACAACGAUAUGCGCCUGGGGCUCGUGAUUAAGCCGCAGAGCACGCUUGUUGAAUUGUGGGAGCAGGCCGUGAAGGCGUGGCCUACGCGGCGUUUUCUUGGAACGAAGAUGUGGGUGCGUGGUCAACUGGGUUAUGUGUGGGCCAACUAUGAGUCCAUUGAGGCGGAGAUGGCCGCCAUGCGAACGUUGCUGCACAAGAUGGGGGUGGAGAAGGGCUCGCGCGUCGUCGUCAUCAGCGAGAACCGCUAUGAGUGGGUGGUUGUGCACUUUGCCACGCUGCAGCUUGGCGCCCAGUUUGUGGUUCUGCCGACCAACGUGACCCCCAUGGAGGCGCGGCUCGUGCUAACUAGCACACAGGCCAAGGUGCUAUUCGUUGAGUCCACCUCCUCCUACGCCGCCGUGAAGGGCUGGAUUGGCGAGGUGGGGCAGCUGCAGCAUGUGAUUUGCUUCGAGGACCAGCUUGGUGAGGGCAGCUACGCCGUCGCAAUCAACGUCGCCGCGGACGUGCCGGAAAAAGUCCCCCCGCGCAAGGACAUCACGGCGGAGGAUACCGCCAUGAUUAUGUUCACCGCGGGCACCACGGGGCCGCCGAAGGGCGUGAUGCUUUCGCACCGAAACCUGGUGGCAAAUAUUAGCUCCAUUUACGCCCACGUUGGCGGGGCACUGACGCACACCGACUUAUUCAUGUCGCUGUGCUCCUGGUGCGUCGCCGGGGCACUUACGGUCGAGUUAUACCAGGCGAUCUGCAAAGGCGCCUGCAUUUGCAUUCCGCCCGAGCAGCUGGAGGGAUUUCAGGAUCUCGCGCUGGUGCAGCCGAGUGUCAUUACGUCUGUCGCCCUGCCGUUUCAGCGGGCCUACGCCAACAUGGUGGACAACAUCAUGAAUCGUGGGAGCCUAACGAAGGACAUGACACGGUUCACGCUGGGCCGCAUCACAGAGAAUAGACUCAUGCUGAAGAAGCCAGGCCACACGCUACGAGCCGCGUCGCAUGUGCUGCUUGGGAAGUUUAAGCAACAGUUUGGGAACGAGCUGCGGAUUGUUUUUAUCGUCGGAAGCCAGCUGACGCGGGACCAGGCGGAGCUGCUGGCGGACCUCGACGUAUUUACCGUGAGCACCUACGGCGCCCUGGAGGCCGGCGGCCUCAUCGCCACCGACAUUGACGUGCCACUCCGUCUGAAGGCGCUUCCGGGGGUGGAGGUGCGUGUCGUGAACGAGAAGAACGAGAUUGUCGCGCCUGGCGACCUCGGGGAGGUGCUCGUGGAGGCCCCACACGCCAUGCAGGGGUACUUCGACGUCCACAUCGACCCCGAGCAGGCGAGCAAUUCCCUCGUGGCCUACGGCGGCAGGACGUUUGUGCGCACCGGCGACUACGGCUCCGUCACGGGCGGGUGGAUCACGCUCAAGGGGAACAAGGACGUGCUCAUCACGCUUGCGAGCGGCGCCGUGGUGGACCCGCUGGAGGUGGAGGGGACACUCAUCAAGAGCCCGUUUGUGAGGCAGGUCUUUGUGCACGGGGAAAACCGUCCCUACCUCACGGCGUUGGUGGUUCCGAACGCCAAGGCCAUCGCGUCGCACCUGCGCAAGGUGGAGCGGCGCGACGGCGUGCCGAUCGUGAGCGAGCGCGAGAAGGCGGACUGUAUUCGGGCAGAGCUGCGCCGCGCGUCGCAGGGGCUGCCGGCGCGGGCGCACGUUCGCCGGUUCGCCUUUAUAGAGGAGUGCACCCUGGCCAACGGAUUUAUCACCUGCAAGUACGGCUUUGCGCGACAAAAAAUCGAGAACCACUACGUCCACUACUUCAACGCCAUGUACGAUGAGACGCCGAAGUUUUUUGGGCAUGCCGUGGACGAUUACGACGACCUGUUUUAA